This is a messenger RNA of Salpingoeca rosetta, 4227 nucleotides long. RefSeq names its product WD-40 repeat protein. The transcript has a single exon. The record is from RefSeq and is a predicted model, not a curated record. Lineage: Eukaryota; Choanoflagellata; Craspedida; Salpingoecidae. Bases 149 to 4054 code for a protein of 1301 amino acids. Gene Ontology annotation, cellular component: membrane. Gene Ontology annotation, biological process: transmembrane transport; monoatomic ion transport. Gene Ontology annotation, molecular function: protein binding; monoatomic ion channel activity.
CGCAUCUGCUGCACAACAACAAGCAAGCAACAAGCAAGCAACAAGCAACAAACACUGAUCGAUCGCCACACCCCCUCCUCCUCCUGCCCUCUCUCUCUCUCUCCCUCUCUCACGCACACUUACGUGACACUCUCAGCUUCGUUUGUGGAUGGGGCGCCGACGGUCUGGGUUAGGCCGAGUUCGAGAUUUACGAAGCAACAUGGAGUUGGAGCCACUCAACACCAACAACGGGGGUUCCUCCACAACCACCUGGAUGGAAGAUCCGCCUGGGUUUUCGGACGACGGCGAUGACAUGACACGCAGCAGCAGCAGCGGAAGCGCAGAGCAGUACGUGCCGGCCAAGAAGCAGUUGACGGAGCACACAAAGCCAGUGCACGCGCUCGAGUUUGCCUCUGACGGCCGCACCAUCAUCAGCGCGAGCGCAGACACCCUGGCCAAGAUCUGGGACCUGCCAUCCGGCAAGUGCCUGCACACGCUCACGGGCCACACGGAUGCCGUCACCUGCGCAGCCAUCAGCCAAAACGUCAAGUUUGCAGUGACCGGCAGCAAGGACGGCACGGCCCGCGUGUGGAACGUGGAAACGGGCGCGUGUGAGACCGUCAUCAAGCAGGCGAACACCGCCGGUCGCGCCGUGCUCUCCAUCAACAUCACCCCGGACGCGAAGCACGUCAUCUUGGGCUCCAACACGGGCACGGUCAGCAUCCACGAGCGGCAGGGCGGCGCCCUCGUCGCCAAGCUGGAGGGCCACGCGGAGGCCGUGCUUGGGAUUGCCGUCUCGCCAAACGGUGCCUUCAUCAUCAGCAGCAGCGAGGACAAGACCAUCCGCGUGUGGGACGCAGACACCACCGUGUGCCUGCGAAAGAUGACGGGCCACGGUGGCAGCGUCAACGCCGUCGUCGUCAGCCCAGACGGCCAGUUCAUCGUCAGCGGCAGCAAGGACGAGACCAUCAAGGUGUGGAGCCUGGCCACGGGCGACUGCCUGCGCUCCAUGAAGGGCCACGUCGACGACAUCUACGACGUUGCCAUCACCCACGACGGCCUCUUUGUCGUCAGCGCCAGCAACGACGACACCGUGCGCGUGUGGAGCUUCCACACCGGCGCCUGCCUGCAGGUUCUGCGCGGGCACACGGACGUGGUCCUCAGCGUGGCCGUCAGCCCCGGUGGCUGGCACAUUGUCAGCGGCGGCGGCACCAAGCUGCACCUCAAGGACACGUCCGUGCGCGUGUGGAGCCUGGCCACGGGGGCGCGCCAGCGGGUGUUGCACGGGCACACGGCAAGCGUCAAGGCCGUCGCCGUCAGCCAGCGCUCAGACCUCGUUGUCUCCGCCAGCAACGAUGGCACGGCAAAGGUGUGGGACCUGGCCACGGGCGCGUGUGUGCACACGUUUGACGGUCACACGGACUACGUGCGCGGGGUUGCGCUCAGCCCCGACGACAGCUUCACGGUGACGGGCAGCUGCGACACGACGGUGCGCGUGUGGGACAACGCCACGGGCGCCUGCAUCAAGGUGCUUGAGGGCCACACGUUCACCGUGGCGGCGCUCGCCGUCGCCGCAAACAGCAAGACCAUCGCCAGCGGCGGCUGGGACAGCACCAUCAAGCUGUGGUCGUGGCCGGACGGUGCAUGCACGCACACGCUGCAGGGCCACGGUGGCAAGAUCCUGGCCCUGUCGCUGGGGCCAACGCCUACCACGCUCCUCAGCGCAAGCGAGGACUGCACCGUGAAAAUGUGGGAGAUGAACACGGGCCGCUGCUCCCUUACGCUCGAGGGCCACACGGACGCCGUGAACGGGGCCGUGGCCACACCGGACGGCAAGUUCGUGGUGAGCGGCAGCGACGACGGCAGCCUGGUGCUGUGGGACCUGGACAUGGGUGGCGCCCCCGUGCGCAAGCUGCUCGGGCACGCGGGCCGCGUGUACUCCGUGGACGUGAGCCGUGACGGCAAGUACCUGCUCAGCGGGUCCUGGGACAAGACAGCGAAGGUGUGGGAUCUGCAGAGCGGCGAGUGCCUGCGCACGUUUGGGGAGCAUGGCGACCGUGUGCGCUGCGGCGUGCUGAAGGGCAGCGACGUGGUGGUGCUUGCGGUCGGCAGCAAGGCCCGGUGCGCCACGCUCAACCUGUGCUUCGACUACCCGACCGUCGCCUACAACAAGGAGGCCAACAUGGACGGCUUCCUCACAGACACGGACCAGCACGUGGACGCGUACUCGCUCAGCUUCGUGCAGCCGCUGCUGGCCGAGGGCGCCAGGCAGGGCCGCGUGGACAACAUUGCGUCGCUCACGGACCGCAACCCGCCCAUUGCCAUCGACUUUCGCUCCCUGCUCAGCGCCGCGCUGGACUCGCACGCGGAGGACGCGGUGCGACUGGUGGUGGACCUCAUCAUCCAGGCCAUCCGCCACACGCUGCGUGGCGAGCCGGGCCUGUUCUGGUCGCCCGAGGUCAACCACAGCAUCCACAUUGAGCUUGCGCGGCUGGUGCAGCGGUUCCCGUCGCUGGUGGAGGUGCUCAUGACCUCGUGCCCGCUCGUGCCCUCCAGCGCAGCCGCCAUCUCCUUCUUCUCCGUGUCGGAGUUUGUGGGCAGCGAGCAGGACAACGCCGGCUACAUGGAGUUUUGCCCCUGCGACUACCUCGACUACCCAGCCUGGUCUCGCAUGCAGGCGAAGGAGAGCACGACGCGCGUGGAGCUCCGACCCGUUCUUCCGCGCCCGCCAACGGCGCUGCGGCGCAAGAAGACGGUGACGCGCAAUAGCCUGACCACGCCCCCGCUGCUGGACCCGGACGAUGCUGGGCACCAGCAGGCCAUGACCACCGUGGAGAACCUCGUGCUCCCCUUUCCCGAUUUGGCAGGCAGCGAGGCGUGCGGCGUGGACUUCCUGCACGAGCUGCUGCGCACGGGCCGGUCGGACACGUUUGCCGGCAUUGUGCCGCAGAUGCUGGUGGAGUACCGCUGGCGCUGCUUUGGGCAACGCAUCCACUUGCGCAACCUCCUCGUGUACAUGGUCGCCCUGGCCCUGUUUGUCACCAUGGGGUUCCUGGGCCAGUACCUGGAGGGCACCUCUGUAACCGACUUCAACGAGGGCCGGCGAGACGAGGCCAAGCCCGCAGCCAUUGUCGUGGGCGCGUGUCUGCUCGCCGUGACCACAUACCACGCGGUGCGCGAGAUUCGCCAGGCGUGGAUGGAGCGCGCUGGGCUGUACUACCUCAAGUCUGUGUGGAACUGGCUGGACAUGCUUCGCAUCAUCAUGUCGUACGUGGGGGUGAUUGCGCUCUUUGUGGACGCGCACAAGACCUCCCGCUUCUUCUUUGCCAUCGGCAGCUACGUGUUCUGGUUUGGCAUCCUGUUCUUCCUGCAGGCCUUCUCCUCCACAGGCCCGCUGGUGCGCAUGGUGAUUGAGAUUAUGGUUGGCAUGCGCUGGUUCCUGCUCGUGCUGGGCAUUGCGCUGCUCGCCACCGCCAACGUGUUUGUGCUGCUGGUGGAGGAGACGCCGGCACCAAACGGGUACGAGGACGUGGCCGACGUGCUGCUGACCAUGUUCCGGCUACUUAUGCUGUCGGACCUUGAGCUGCUCAACUUCUCCGCGGGCUCGUACACCAUCCCGCUGAAGCUGGUGUGGGUGCUCACCAUGAUCCUCGUGCCGAUUGUGCUGCUGAACCUGCUGAUUGCCCUGAUGAGUGACAGCUACGAGCUCAUCCAGGACAAGGCCGUGGUGGAGUUCCAGCGCCUGCGCGCACAGAUUAUCCGCGAGCAGGAGAUUUUCUUCGACAGGAGCGCGUUCCAGCGCAAGGACUGGUAUCCGCGCUUCCUGCACGUGCUCCUGCCGCGCGGCCGCAACACCGGCGGCGCAGACUCGUCGCAGUGGCAGGGCGUGCUGCACGCACUCCGCGGGGACAUGCACGAGCUGGCGACGACAACCAAUGAGCGCAUUGAUGCCACGGAGGCGAAGGUGGACCGCUUGCUUGAGAAGGUGAACAGCGCCAACGAGAGGCUGACGCAGCAGCUCAACGACAUCCGUCUUCUUCUCCACAGGCCCAGCACCCGCGCCCCGAGGACGUGAGACGAUGAUGGUGGAUGGGUCGAUCGAUGGUUGGAUCGAUGGAUCGCGUGCAUCUGUAUUUUUGUUUUGAAAUGGACUUGCUUGUUUCUUUCCAGAGUCGCGAUUCUUGUUUAUUUUGUCUCUGUGUCUGUGUGUGUGUGUGUGUGUGUGUGUGAGGAGAGAGACUGCGUGUG